CCGAACUCUUUGCUUGCCCAUGCAGGUGGGGGAGUCCCUUGUGUCUGAAGACUGCACAGAGAGGUGCAAGUGCACGGUCGAGGGGUAUGUAAGCUGUGGGAAGAUCAGCUGUGCCCCAGGGGAGAGCUGUGUGGUGCAAAGAGGAAUCCGGACGUGCGGCCGCACUCAUGCCAGCUGCAACCUGCUCUCCAUGGGCGGGCUCACCACGUUUGACAAGCUGAUGACAACACUGGGGUCGAGCGGAAAGUAUAAGAUGAUCACCCUCUGCGACAGCUCCCAGACUCGCUUCAAAGUCACCGCUGACCUAAACCUGGCUGCCCCGACACCGAUGACGAAAGCUAUUUACUUUAACUAUGAAGCCACGUCCAUCGUUUUGAAGCCGGAUCUGGUGGUUCUGGUGAAUGGACAGCAGGUGAUGUUACCAGCAGACAUAGGAGACAUUUCCAUCAGGCUGUCCCAGGGAACUGUCCUGAUUAAGCACAGCUCUGGGAUUGAGCUCAAGUACUGCAGCUUGGGUAACGUGAAGGUGACAGUGAGCGAGGCCUACGCCAGCCGGCUCUGCGGCCUGUGUGGAAAUUUCAACGGGUUAAUCCCUGAUGACCUGAUGAUGAGAAGCAGCCGGAUUGCAACCAACAUCUUAGCCUUCCACACAGACUGGAAGGAGUGAGGGCUUUGCAUGAACCUCCGAGGCUGGAAAUCAAGCACCCAGCUCAUCACAUUCUUUAUUCUCUUGGUGUGGUUUUUCAAAUAGAAAAUUGUGUGGGUUUAAUUCUUAGGCGUUUAUUAAAUAUAUAAAACCAUUUGAGGGCGUAUCAAUCUGAUAUCUGAGGUUCUUUAAAAACUGGUAAGCAUUGAAUCAGACAUUUCAAAAACAGUAAUUGACAAUAGAUUAAUAGUUUAACACAAUGUGCCCCACUUUUGAUUGUAUGUCACUUCCUUGCCUGAGAAGCAAGAACCAGGCUUAAGUUUGUUGUUUAAGUGUCAGUCAUAGAACAUGCUCAUUACUGUUGGUAACUAUGAUUCACCUUAGUUCUACUCUGUACCAUUUACCAAUUUUGUAAGCAAACUUUUUUGUUUUUGGUGUUAAUUUCGAUGUGCUGUAGUUGACCUAUUUACAAAACAUUAAGGGCUGUUUAUAAACCAUAUUGAUCAUGUAUGUUAAACAAUGAGAAUAAACUUCCAACUUUCUCUGAAACAAAAUUAAAAAUAAAAACAGUCUAUAUGACGGUUGUGUGAAUAGUUCUUGUAAAAGUUUGUGAAUUGGGUCCACAGCCUUACAAUCAUUUACUGCCUGUGAUUACCUCUGUGCUUACUAUACUGGUUUCACAUUUCUAGAGAAACAUUUAUUUUCAUCUUCUUUCCAAUGUACCUGUAACAAUCACAAGGUAUCUUUUUCAAAGAAAUAAAUAAAAACAAAUGGU
Polyodon spathula (Mississippi paddlefish) is the source of this 1421-nucleotide messenger RNA. RefSeq names its product zonadhesin-like. The coding region runs from base 20 to 667 and encodes 215 amino acids. NCBI's taxonomy places the organism in Eukaryota, Metazoa, Chordata, Actinopteri, Acipenseriformes, Polyodontidae. The record is from RefSeq and is a predicted model, not a curated record. The transcript has 3 exons.